This is a messenger RNA of Ceutorhynchus assimilis (cabbage seed weevil), 4592 nucleotides long. The record is from the annotation of a GenBank genome assembly. Lineage: Eukaryota; Metazoa; Arthropoda; Insecta; Coleoptera; Curculionidae.
CUCUACUCCAAACAAACAAACCAAAACAAAUGUCAGUUUGUUAUUGACACUGACAAGUUUACGAUUUUUCAAUCUAAAGACAAAAAAGUGUUGGUGUAGUGAUUUCGUGUGUGUGUACUUUUCGUUCAAUAAUUUCGAAAAAAUUAUGUAAAAACAAACUGAAAAAAUGAGUGUAUUUGGUGAUUUUCAAAAAGUGUGGCUGCAAAGGUUCCCCGAAAGCCCUUUGCCUGGCGCCUGGGAAGAAGAUGUCAGAGCGAAUUUGGCAAAACACCAACAAAAGGUCGCCCUGCUCAAAGAGGAACUGGAAAAGGAACAGUUCUACGUGGAAUAUCUGGAAAGGCUGCUCUGUGACGUUGAACAGCACAAGAGAAACUUGCUAAAAGAAAAAGCAAUCAACGAGGAAAUUCACUCGGAAAUACUGGGUGUUGACUCCAGUUUUGUAGGUGGGGAGGAUGCCUUAUCACAGCGUGCUUCAGCCGAUAUAUCCAUUCUAUCCCAAGACAACAAUGAAUCCUUCUCAGCACACAUGUGCAUCAACGAAAUCUCCAAACAGCUCAGAAAGUCACACUCUGAUGCCUCUGACAAAGUGACUUCCUCGGAAAACGAAGUACAAGACCACGAUGCCACCUUUGUAACUGUCAUCGAAGUGAACGGUUUGAACAAGAAAGAACAAGAUUUGCCUGUGCUCGCUUUAAAGAAACCACCAAAGAUUCCUGCUAGGCCAGAUUCGUUAAAGAAUACCAAUUUUGACACUCAUCGUAGCAACAGUGAUUCAGUAUCUUCCAGUUCCGAGAUACUUAACAAUCCAGAUGAACCUUAUUACGACAUGGUAGCUCCCGAAGAAGAAUUUUUGGCUAGAAGCGAUCAUUCCAGCACUGAAAAUGUUUUUGGUUCUAGCAGCACUUUACCUUUGGACCUCAAAACGCAACAUUCCAUCGAACCACAAAGUCCUGGCACUUCAAAUUAUGUUAAUAUUGAGUAUUUUAUUCAAUCUACAAAGAAAAACGGUAAUGACCACAGUAGCAGUGAGGAUGAACAUGAAGAACUGCCUGAAUUAACUGGCCAAACCAAUGACAACAGCUCUUAUGCCAGCUCUAGCUCUUUAGAGUCUACUACACCUCAUUCUAGAAGGAAAUUUAGUCAAGAUGGAGAAAGUGAACCUGACAGAAUGUAUAGGAGCAUUGUCAGCAAUAUUAUCGACAGCGAAACAAAUUAUGUUGAAUGGUUGAGUGUUUUGUUAAAGUACAUGAAAGCAAUUCAAGCUACUAUUGGUACAUCACAGCCAAUAGUGAGUGAAGCAGAAUCAACCACAAUUUUUUACAAAAUACCUGAACUGUACAAUUUACAUGCCAAUUUUUUGGAAGCUCUAAAAAGGCAUUCACAAAAAUGGGACAGUAGGAUUGGGGAUAGUUUUAAAGUAAUGGCAUCAAAUUUGUCUUUAUAUGGAGCCUUUCUCAGUAAUUACGGGCAGGCCUUGGAUACCGUAAGGAAAUGCAGUGCUAAUAAUUCACAGUUUGCCCAUAUAACUAAAAAUAUAACUUGCAAACAUUUGUCAGAUCAGGCGAUUAGUUUGGAAGAUCUUUUACAUAAACCAGUAGCAAGAGUCCAAAAAAAUGCCCUAGUCUUACAUGAUUUACUUAGAUACAUACCUCAAAAUCAUGCGGACCAUCACAGUCUUUCUGAAGCUUUGAAUAUGACCCAAAACUUUUUGGAUCAAUUCAACAUGAUUCAAACCAAAUCAAUGUUUCCUGCUACCGAUAGAGCUCAAAGAAGACUAGUUAAGAAUUCUUUUAUUGUCGAAUACGUGGACAGUCAUAGGAAAUUGAGGCAUCUGUUUUUGUUUAAUGAUGUCAUAGCGUGUGCCAAAUAUAAGUCUUCAGGUAGAAACGAAAAAUACACCUUCGAACUCAAAUGGUUUAUACCGGUUGAAGAUAUUCUCAUUCUGGAAGAGACUAUGGCAAAUUUACACGAAACGUCGCCAUCGAAUAUUGUGUCCUUAAAAUCUCAAGCAAGCAACAUCAGAGAUCAAUUGAGGCAAGAGGAAAAGUUGAAUGAAGAAAAGCACCGUCUAAAGUCCAGCAGAGGUUCAGACAAGUUCAGAAAAAGACUGAUAGAACUCGAAAGUCAACUAGUAUUAGUCUCCCCGAAUUUAGUUUAUAGAAUUAAACAUAGAGGCACUGGGCGCACCUACAUGUUCUUUUUGUCGAGCGAUUUCGAAAGGACACAAUGGAUUGAGGCAAUACAAACUUUACAGAGGACUGAGCGAACUGGUAAACAACCAACAACAGCAGCGCAUUUCAGCAUGUUUGAACUACAAACGUGGAUAACUGCUUGUCGGCAAUACUUAAAAACAAACAUGGGUUCUUAUUUGCUUAGAAGCGGAAAGGACGAAAGUUUGCUAGUUGGAGACUUGCAUUUGCACGUCUACGACAUGAACGGGCUAGAAUUCACUUGUGAUUUGUACGUUUGUAUCGAAGUUGAUUUUUAUGGGCACUUUUUUCAAAAAGCCAAAACGAAAACGGCAAAGCAUACUCAGAAUCCGCACUGGAAUGAAAGUUUUGUUGUGGAUCUUGAAGGUUGCGAAAAUAUGAGGAUUUUAGUUUAUCGAGAGGGCCAGCCUCACGAUGCACUUUUUGGUAAACACACUAUGAAGUUAAACAGGAAGUGGCUGGGAGAUCAAACUGUUGAUAGACAAUUAUCAAUUAAUGGUUGCACCCUUAGAAUGGGCUUGAGAUAUGUUCCUUGUGAGGUUAGUUUACGGAGAGUGCCUGCUGGAAAAGUUGGUUCACUUUUUGGAGAGAAAAUACAAGUUGUAUGCAAGCGACAAAAAAGAAACAUACCUUUCAUAAUAACGGCCUGUAUUCGGGAAGUAGAAAGGCGAGGAAUGUGUGAAGUUGGUGUUUAUAGAGUUUCUGGUUCACAAACUGAUAUAACUAAGCUGAAAAAAUCUUUUGAAACUAAUUCCUAUGAAGCUGAACAAUUACUAAAAGAAGUGGACAUACAUUCAGUGACAGGUAUCCUAAAACUAUAUCUUAGAGAACUGCCAGAAGCUCUAUUUUCUGACCAGCUCUAUCCAGAACUGCUAGAAGCUUUCAAUCAGAGCAAUGGUAACCUGAAGAGGCGAACGGAUUUAUUAAAUAGUUGUUUUGAAAAGUUACCACCACAAAAUAAGGAGAGCAUAAGGUGUAUUUUGGAUCAUUUAAUGAGGGUUCAUGCUUAUGAAGAUGACAACAAAAUGUCCCUACACAAUUUAGCUACAGUAUUUGGCCCAACACUGUUACGUCCUGCAGUGUCGAAAGCUGAAAACACCAAAAAGGAUGGAUUAAAGCAACGAGAAAGUUUGGCUACAGGAACAGUAGAUGUAAUGGCACAAGCUGGUAUCCUUUACUGUUACCUGCAAGAUUUGAAUAAUUCACAAAAAAUUAGCAGAAGAUAGUUAUUCUGAUAGAAGUAUUAACUUGCAAUAAUUGAGAAAAUAAGUUAUUUAUUAAUUUGUUAUAGGAUUGUAGCUUCUGAUUUUUUUUCUUGAACAAAUUAACCCGUACUAUUUUCUAGUGAACCAUUAUGUUUAUUUUUAUUGUGACUGUACCUUUAGGUGUAAACAAGUUAUGCUCGGACUGAGACACUAGAUUAUUGCGCAGAAGUGUCGUAAAUAUCCUUUUUAUAAAAUUCCAUUAGUUUUUAGGGUGCUUUAAUUAGAAAAAGGUGUUUCAUAUCGGUGUUAUUUGUUGCCUACAAUUAUUCAAGUAAAAAGUAUCAAUAGACAAUAAAGAACAAUUUCUAUUAUAAAUAUGGUGAAUAAAUUUAUUGAAUAAUAUAUUCCAACCAUUGAGUCGUGACUCUUUAUUACAUAAAUACAUCUAAACAUUUUUCUUAGGGCACCUAAUUGAAGAGCGAAAAACUCAACUUUAGACGUAGUGCAACAAAAAUCUAGUCAAUAAUUUUUACAUCAAAUUGAUGGUUUUCCAAAAAAAAAAAGUCCCUUAUCAAACUCCUUUUUCUAUAAAGCAAAAACAAUUGUACCAGUUUUGAUUAGUUUAUAGACUGUAUAAAAAUAGACUUAUGUAAGUAUAGGCAUACAUAUUUAAGUAUUUCGUAGGCUGUCGCAAAGUGAUGCCUUUUUAUACAUACCCAGCUUAAGAUUGUUUGCUAAAAUUUUACCAAUAUCUUUGAGAAAAAUAUACUUGAACCUCAACACCAAUCCAAAUCAUAUUGAAUAACCCUGCCUUUAUACAGGGCGUGAUAAUUAUCCAAGGUAUUUUACUAGUGAUAUACAUUUUCGGCUAUUUGUGUGCUUGUCUUUAUAGAAAUUUUGUAACGACCCUGUAUAUACUUAUUGGAAAAUAGUGAGAGCUUGGCUUUUGUGUAUUAUUAUUUGUAAAUGUUUGUGCGGAUGUUUGUAAUUUAUUAUUACCCUUUUUGAUGUACUUUGUCCCUUUCCCCUGUUAAGCUUAAGGACUUAUAUUUUAUAUACAAUUUGUAACUAUAUUUGCAAAGUAAAUAGAUGCAUAGUAAAUCUUAUCUUGGAAAAGAAAAUUGACAGAGCUUUGGUUUUCUUUUUCGGGAUUGGGUUUUAAUGAUUUUAUAUUCAA